CAAACUGGGAAACUUUUGUGCGAGUUCUCGAAACAAAGCACAAUUUCGCGUCGGUGAGGUGUCGAGGCAGCAGGAAAAAACCGUUUAAAAGAACGCUAAGUGGUUGUAGUUUACAGAACUAUCAAAAUUUUGUUUCAAACAUCGUAACUGUUCGAAAGAGAAGCCGUGCAUUCCGCGCCCGACUUCUCGCGACUGCGUUCAAUCCGUGGCAAUUGUAUCGCUGAUGUCAUAGAAUACACCAACCCACAGUACAAAUGAGCAAGAUGACGAGAUACGCGGAGGCCAAAUCGGUGAAGGUGGACAACUGGGGUGUUUUCUUUCUGCAGAAGCUGCAGAACUUUUUCAACAAAACGGACCACUGCGAUCUGACGCUCCAGUUCAAUGACAACUCCCAGCUAAAGGUGCACCGGCUGGUGUUGUCCGCGUGCACCGACUACUUUAACCAUUUGGAGAACGUGUGCGAGAUGUACGACGACGUGUUGAUCAUGCCGAUGGAUCUGCAGGCGGACGUGAUUGUACCGAUCGUUAACUUUAUGUACACCGGUACGCUCGAGUUCCAGUACAACAUGUACGAUCGAUUGCUGAAGACGGCCACGGAUAUGAACAUGACCGUGCUGCUGAAGCUGCUCGAGGCCCACCGGCAAACGUCACGGAUUGCGAAGCAACCGGUGCUGCUGAACAAACAGGCACCACGGCCCGUCGGCCGGUCGAUGCCGGUGAACAUGUUUCCCUCCGCAGCCCAGCGGAAUCAAGCUCAGGCUAACCGGGGCCGACCACGACAGCAGGUAAUGCGUCAACCGACGGUAUCACAUCCGACGAACAGAAGUAUUAACAUGUCACAUCCGUCUUCGAUUGUUUCAAAGUAUUCCCACACGAAGGACGUAAAGCCAGGGCCAUCGCGUUUCGACGACACGGACCUAACGGAAGGGUUCGAGGGGUCGUUCGAUACGAUUUCGUACGAAAGCAAACCGCUGCUAACGGCGGACCAGGUGAAAAAGGAGGAGGAAGCGUCCCCCUUCGAAAAACUUCGCAAAGGCUACACCAAUGUUAACGUGGUGAAGCGUACGUCGAGCGGUUCCGUCACUUCGCCACCCGCCAAGAAACCCAACUUGGAUGAGGUGAAGGAGUUUACCGAAGCGGCCCGUUUGCGCAGUCAGCUGACGACCGAUGACGAUGAUUCGCCCGACUACGUCGAUGACGAUACGCACUUCAACGACGAUGACGAUGAAGAUUAUCAGCCUCCAGCCUCGUUGAGGGCGGCUUUAGCCAAGGCCGCCAAUCAACAGGCCGGCGGCGGUAAGCAGAUCGUGAUCAAGCAGGAAGUUAAAUCGCCCGGCAACACCAUGAAGCAGAUCACCGUCAACGACAGUACGGGCAAUGUGGAUCACGCAAAAAUCAUCUCGGAAGUACUCAAAAAGUAUCCGCAUCUGGUAAAGAAGAACAAAAACAUCAAGCUAAAGAUCAUGCAGAAAGGGGUGCCUGCGGCCACGACCUCCAUUAGCCAGGCUGUCGGUGGAAGUACCAGUAGCGCCAGCACCAAGGGUGGCGCCCCGACCAAGAUGGAAAUACGAACUGCGACGCCUCUAAAGCAGGACAUGUCGAUGGUGCGCAAAGCGUCGGCCAACAUACGCAGCGAGCAGGCAAAACCCGCGGCCACGGGAAGCGGAAGUUCGGUGGCGGGCGCAAAACCGGGUGCACCGAAAACGAUCGACGCAAAGACGAUGCACGCGCUGAUUGCGAAGGGCGCUGAAAACAUGACCGGUCCGUGGCUCUGCCUUCGCUGUGGUAUCAACGGGCGCCCAAUAAGCAUCCCCAACUACAAGGCCUUCCGCAACCACCUGAUCGUGAAGCACAAGGAGCGCAUCGAUCCGCGCAUCUGCGAGCACUGCGGUUUUAAGGCGGAACAUCGCAAUCCGAACCUGCUGUACCACUGGUACACCGAGCACAAGAUCAAGUCGGCAUUGAAGUUCCCCGAGUGCGACGAGUGCGACUACGUGGCGAUGAACGCGUCGGCUCUUCAGAAGCACGAGGAAGAGCAUCACACCAGCGGGGAAAUGCAACACUGCAUCUACUGCAACAAGGUGUUCGCGAAGGAGAUGGAACUGUACUACCACAUGAAGGAACAGCACAAGCAGCGCGCUCUAACGGACGGUGUACUCGACUUUACCGACGACGACGAGUAUCAGGAGGAGCAGCAGCAGGAGGUGCUAGGGUUCUCGCCGGGAUCGAAGGUGUCCGCCGCUGAUGCGAAAAUCAAAAUACUCUCCAACAUAACGCUGCCGCCGGCGAAGGGUAUCUCGCUGGAACCAUCGUCCGAGGCGGAAGCGCUAAGCAACGUCGCCACCGGAAUAGCCACCAGUUUGGGGCUGGUCGGGGACAACGGUGUAGUGUUGGACGAUGCGAACUACCAGAACCAAUUCAUCGAGGCGGAGUUGGCCAGUGUGCAUGGGGAGAGCGCCGUGACACUCGCCGGCAGCAGCAGCACGGUCGGGGGAGAAAACAUCAUCACAAAACUGGUCACCGAAGAUGGCACCGAGCUGCAGCUGACGCAGUCGCAAAAGGAUGAGAUUAUUUCGCAGCUACAAAAUCCAAGCGCGAACAAUGUAGUUAUGGUGCUGAACGAGGAUAACUUUGCCGACGGAUCAACCCUCCAGCUUGGUGAAGGAGUUCAGAUCGUAAAUACUGCUUCCACCGACAACCAGAACCUCAUGCUAAUGUACAGCCAGGAGAGCGCUUCGGAGAAUAACGACAGCCAAAAGUCGGAAACGAAAGCCGACGUGACGAUGGCGUCGGAGGACGAUAAUUCGCAGGUAUCGAUGACAUUGUCAGAGGACAGGCCGGGAACGGCCGAUGGCAAGCGAUCGAUGGACGGUGAUACACCGAUGGAGGAAGGUGACGAAAGCCAGGAAUCACGCAAAACGGACGCCACCGAUAAGGACGAGCAUCGACAGGAGCAACAGGAGCAGCAGCAGCACGGUGAGGAACAGGAGGACGACGAUGCGGACAUGUCGGCUGAAUUGACUUCGGAAACGAACGAGAAUUCCCUGCAACAGGCCGCCAAAGAUGCUGGCAUUGAGGAGGACGAUUCCAAGUCGACCGAUGGAAAAAAUGCCGACGAACAAUCGGAGGAACGGCAAAAGUCAGACAAGCUGAAACUUAUAUCCGAGCUGGAGGGGGACUGGUCUGAGGACACGGCCGAGGAGCAGGCCACACCACCGGCUAAGGUGGUCGCCGGCGCUGAAACCACCGGCGAGUCUGGUAAAAAGGUUGACGGAGACAGUAGAAAGUCAGCCGCUGCCGUUGUCGCUGCAUCGAAGAAAUCACCGGAACAUGCAAACAAAAAGAAGGAAUCCCCGAACGCGGAAGGAAAAGACAUUGACAAGUUGCUGGACGAUUGGAACAAUGAGGUAAAACUGGGAGAUUCGGAUUCGGCCGACGAGGGAGAUUUGGAGAAAAAGAUGGAAAAGGUAAUUGGAACUCCACCGGCGGAUUCCGCGCUCGAUAAGAGUAGCGGUAGCCUGAAUGAAUCCGCCUUGAAGAAGGAGAAAAAUAACGAACAAAAGGAGGUAAAAGCUGCCGUCGAGUCUAAAGAUAAGGCAGAGGACAAGAACGCAUCCGCCGGUAAGAAGCUGGAAACGGAAAAGCCUGCGAAAGUUGUAGAUGGUGGAAGUAGUUCGCAGAAGACGAAGAAAAAUGGAACAACUACUACCAGCGAUGCCCCAGUUAAAAUGCCAUCUAGUGAUCCCGAAGACGACGCCGCCGUGGCAGAUGAUCCCGAGGAUGAGGACGAUGACGAUGAGAAAGAUAAAACCUCCUCCAAGUCAAAAGAAGUAAGUUCACUUAUCGGUGAAUGGGACGAAGAUGAUGAUCUAUAACAUGGGUCUAAUCAUCCCCAAGAAAAGUAGAAAAAGUGCGGAAUGCAGUGCAUAAUGGUUCAGUCUAUUGUGUUUAAUGGCACCGCGUCGAGAGGAUUCGUAUGUUAGUUUAAGGCUCUACAGUAUCGCAACCGCGGUUUUCUUCACAGUAAUCUAAUGCUGACUUUAAAUUCAUACAUUUUUAAUAUUUUGCUUUUCUUAACUACUCAAACAAAAUCCACUGAUGUUAUUGUGAAAAGAUAAGCAGCCUGUUUAAGGUAAAAGAAAGUCUUG
This is a messenger RNA of Anopheles coustani, 4148 nucleotides long. RefSeq names its product centrosome-associated zinc finger protein CP190 (gene Cp190). The record is from RefSeq and is a predicted model, not a curated record. Gene Ontology annotation, cellular component: nucleus. Gene Ontology annotation, biological process: regulation of transcription by RNA polymerase II. The transcript is spliced from 3 exons. Bases 255 to 3875 code for a protein of 1206 amino acids. Lineage: Eukaryota; Metazoa; Arthropoda; Insecta; Diptera; Culicidae. Gene Ontology annotation, molecular function: DNA-binding transcription factor activity, RNA polymerase II-specific; RNA polymerase II cis-regulatory region sequence-specific DNA binding; protein binding.